AUGAGCUGUGAUGUUGUGGAAGCUCCAGACUGGCCAGCCCCGGAAGCCGAAGUAGGAGAAAAGACUGUAUUCAGAAGAAUGUUUUAUUUUGGAACAAUAUUUGCUUUCUCCACUAUUACAAUGAUUGGCGCAGUUACAACUUUCUUUGCACUUCAGUGGAUGCCAGUAACCUCAUACAUGGGGCUUUUCAACACACUUACAUUUCUUCUCUGGAAUUAUCUGACGAUUGGGAACUUAUUCAAUGCUUCCUUCUUCGGUCCUGGAUAUGUUCCUCGUGGUUGGAAACCGGCAAACAAAGAACAUGAGAAAAAAUUGCAGUUCUGUGUACCAUGUGACGGAUUCAAAGUACCCAGAUCGCAUCAUUGCUCGAAAUGCAAUCGAUGUUGUAUGAAAAUGGACCAUCAUUGUCCAUGGAUCAACAACUGCGUCGGUCACCGUAAUCAUCAAUACUUCCUCCGGUUUUUGUUUUUCUCCGUUGUCGGAUGUAUUCAUGCUACUAUCAUUGACGGUUUCGCACUCUAUCAUGCCUUCUUUGCCGGUUGGUAUCAAAGAUAUGGCGAUGGCACAGAACCAAUCAUCCUUUUGACAAUGUACUCUUUCAUUGCUCUGAUUUUCGCUAUUGCCAUGGCUACAGCAGUUGCUCUCGCACUCACUUUCCUGUUCGUCACCCAAUUACGUUAUGUCGUUCGUAAUAGGAAUGGAAUUGAAGAUUAUAUUCAUGGAAAAUCACUUAAUAUGAGGAAAGUUCAUGAAAACGACGACGAGGAAGAAAUUGAAUGGAUCAAAAGUUUGGGGGAGUGGACAUAUCCAUAUGAUCUCGGCUGGAAGAGAAAUUGCAGAGAAGUAUUCAUUGGAUUAUUUGAUGGUAGAACGAAAGGAAACGGUACUUGGUGGCCUGUAGUUGAAGGAUGUACCCAGUUUACUUUUACUAUUGAUCAGCUUCUUCAAAAACAAUCGAAACGAGGGCGUGCCCGCAUUAUCACUAUAGGAGAAGACUUUGAUGGAACUUGUUGCGGUUCUCGUAGAUUCGGAUGGAAAAUUUGGGCCAAACAACCUAUCAUAGAUGGAAAGUGCUUGAAGGUGUCAGCUGGUGAGACAAUUGUUGCAACUCGUGGAGUUUCUGGAUGGGUGUACGGUUUCCGCGAAUCAGAAUCCCGAAACAAAGGAUGGUUCCCUAUUGCAAUUACAAACUUGAAACGAAACGGCGAUCCUAAGACAGAAGAAUCAGCGAGUAGUGAAGAAGAUAAAACAGAUGAUACUGUAUCUUCAGAAGAAAAGAAAGAUCAAUAA
Messenger RNA from Caenorhabditis remanei, 1290 nucleotides. RefSeq lists its product as uncharacterized. Lineage: Eukaryota; Metazoa; Nematoda; Chromadorea; Rhabditida; Rhabditidae. Gene Ontology annotation, molecular function: palmitoyltransferase activity. The transcript is spliced from 5 exons. Gene Ontology annotation, cellular component: Golgi apparatus. Bases 1 to 1290 code for a protein of 429 amino acids. Gene Ontology annotation, biological process: protein palmitoylation. The record is from RefSeq and is a predicted model, not a curated record.